GGCCGAUAGAAGAGAACCACUGAAAGAGGGGCAGGGCUGUAAGGAUCUAUGUGUAAAAAUGUUAUUUUUGGGGGGCAAAACUGGAGAACCUGUGCGCCGCUUUAAGCCUUGGCCUUCGUCUUCACCUCACCGCUCUCGGCCUCUUUCUCCUGUGGCUAUGCUGAUCUAGGGUUUAGUCUUCUGGCUCUAGGGUUUAGGAUUGGGUAGAGCCGAGCUCCCCUCCCGAUCCUCUCCCAUGGCGUCGUCACACCGAGUAAGGGUUGGGACCCUGGUUCCCUUUGCUCAAGGCAAAUCUGGGCCAUCGAAUGCCUCACUGCUAAGCAUUCCCAUCUUUGAGGGUUCCAAUGUCGUUGGGAGGAGUAAUUUGGUGGUUGUCGACAAGAGGGUCAGCCGCAAGCAUUUGAGUCUGCGCGCCUUCGCGGAUGGCUCCGUCGAAGUUGUCGUGGAGGGGCCAAAUCCCAUUGUUGUCCGGUCAGAGGGGCAGGCGAGAAAGGUUUGUGCUCAGGGUAGAGCCAAGAUUGUCUAUGACGAUGUCCUAGAGCUUAUUCCCGGUGAUUAUAUUAUGAAGUAUGUGCCUAUGAGUGAUGAGCGUAAAAGCUCCGCUUCAGUGGAUUCGAAUGACUUAAAGAAGGGAAAGAGGCAUAGCGAGGAAGAUAGCGUAGUUGCAAAGAGGAAUCGGCAAGUCAUGGAAGACGAGGCUUUGGCAAGAACAUUGCAGGUUAUUUUGCGAGAAGAGGGUACAUCUGUUCCUGGCAUGGCUUGUGGUCAAGCAUUAAGUUCACUUGAUAGUGCUGGUUCUUCUGAGAGAAAUAGCAAGAGAACGCAUUCUGCCGGUCCUUUGAAAGAUGUACUCCCAUUGACUUUUCGACUCAUGCGUGUCCAAGGUCUUCCAUCAUGGACUAACACUUCCGCAGUUACCAUUCAAGAUGUCAUUCAGGGUGAUGUGCUUUUUGCUGUACUCUCAAAUUAUAUGGUCGACAUUGAUUGGUUGCUUACGGCAUGUCCAAGCCUAAGGAAAGUUCCACAUGUCCUAGUUCUCCAUGGAGAGGAUGGUGCUUCAUUGGAGCAUUUGAAGAAAUCAAAGCCUGCUAAUUGGAUCCUUCACAAGCCUCCGCUCCCAAUUUCAUUUGGAACACAUCAUUCAAAGGCCAUGCUGCUUGUAUACCCUCAAGGGAUUCGUGUUGUUGUUCACACUGCAAAUUUGAUACAUGUUGACUGGAAUAACAAAAGUCAGGGACUAUGGACGCAAGAUUUUCCCUGGAAAGAUGCAAAUGAUAUGAAUACAAAUAUUUCUUUUGAGAAUGACCUGGUUGAUUAUCUCAGGGCACUUAAGUGGCCUGAGUUCAGGUUAAAUCUCCCAGUUGCUGGUGAUGUCAACAUCAAUGCAGCAUUCUUUAGGAAAUUUGAUUAUAGUAGCUCAACGGUCAGGUUGAUCGGGUCUGUUCCUGGUUAUCACGUGGGCCCCAAUAUGAAAAGGUGGGGCCAUAUGAAGCUUAGGAGUGUUCUUGAAGAGUGUGUAUUUGAAAAGCAAUUUUGUAAGUCACCACUUAUUUAUCAGUUUUCUUCCUUGGGUUCACUUGAUGAGAAAUGGAUGAGUGAGUUUGCAUGCUCGUUAUCAGCUGGUAAAGCAGAGGAUGGAUCACCGUUGGGUAUCGGUAAACCACUGAUUGUCUGGCCUACAGUGGAAGAUGUUAGGUGUUCAAUAGAGGGGUAUGCAGCUGGUAGUUGCAUUCCAAGUCCUCAGAAGAAUGUUGAGAAAGAUUUCUUGAGAAAAUAUUGGUCCAGGUGGAAAGCAGACCAUGUAGGCCGUUGCCGUGCUAUGCCUCACAUAAAAACUUUUACUCGUUACAAUGGUCAAAAUAUUGCAUGGUUUCUGCUUACCUCAUCAAAUUUAAGCAAAGCUGCUUGGGGUGCACUGCAGAAGAACAACACGCAGCUGAUGAUACGGUCAUAUGAGUUGGGCGUAUUGUUCUUGCCCAAAACUCUCCAGUGUGUGCCUCAGUUUUCAUGCACAGAGAAGAAUCGCUCAAACCAGGAUAAACUUGCCCUUGGUAAGAACAUCAAGACCAAGCUGGUCACACUUUGCUGGCAAGGUGAUGAAGAAACAGAUCCAUCUACUACAGAAGUUGUCAAAUUGCCUGUGCCGUAUCAACUCCCUCCACGGCUGUAUGGAGCUGAAGAUGUCCCAUGGUCAUGGGAUCGGAGGUACACAAAGAAAGAUGUGUAUGGUUCGGGCUGGCCGCGCCAUGGCUAGCUAAGCUGUGCGUCUCACUGCAUUCUAGGCAUGGACAUGAACCCGGUAGUAUGUUGAAUGGAUCGCUAGUGAAGUCAUUGUCUGUAGAUAGCACCUGAUUGUUCGUCCUCCCUAUGCCUUGGCCACUCGGCCAGCUGUUAGAGAAACCAGUUGGGAUGGAACAUUUGAUUAAAGAAAUGCUGGAAUAUUUGUUAUUUUAAGCUUACUGAGACGGGAAGUAUAUGUUAUUUGCUGCUUGCUGAUGUGAUGUGUAUCCAGUCUUUUUUUU
Molecule: messenger RNA, 2522 nt
Organism: Lolium perenne
Lineage: Eukaryota; Viridiplantae; Streptophyta; Magnoliopsida; Poales; Poaceae
Source: RefSeq, a predicted model, not a curated record